Messenger RNA from Hypomesus transpacificus, 1798 nucleotides. It is a transcript of the gene rad23ab, whose product is annotated as RAD23 homolog A, nucleotide excision repair protein b. The record is from RefSeq and is a predicted model, not a curated record. Gene Ontology annotation, biological process: proteasome-mediated ubiquitin-dependent protein catabolic process; nucleotide-excision repair. Gene Ontology annotation, cellular component: cytosol; nucleoplasm. The transcript is spliced from 10 exons. The coding region runs from base 158 to 1522 and encodes 454 amino acids. Gene Ontology annotation, molecular function: proteasome binding; damaged DNA binding; ubiquitin binding. Lineage: Eukaryota; Metazoa; Chordata; Actinopteri; Osmeriformes; Osmeridae.
UACUAUGUCUUGUCUCAAGCAGCAAGUAGAUGGCGUCUGACUACAAGCUAACGGUACAGUGAGAUAGCUGAGUCACACAGACUGGAAAAGGCAACAGUACAGAAAUUGGUGUGUAUACGCCUCUUAGCGCUUGACAAUUACUAAAAUCGGUCCGAAGAUGUUGACGAUCACGUUGAAGACUCUCCAACAGCAAACAUUUAAAAUUGAGAUAGACGCCGAAUCACUGGUUAAAGCCUUGAAGCAAAAGAUUGAGGCAGAAAAGGGGAAAGAUGGGUUUCCAGCCGCAGGACAAAAACUAAUCUAUGCAGGUAAGAUUUUGAAUGACGAGAUACCUCUAAAAGACUACAACAUCGAUGACAAAAACUUUGUGGUGGUCAUGGUUACAAAGCCCAAACCCCCCGCUCCUACCCUCCCCUCUCCUUCCCCAGCUCCAUCCACUCUCCCUGGGCUACCCCUCUCAGACGCUGCCCGUCCCACCUCCACCCCUGCGCCUAGCAUCCCAACCCAAGUCCCCACACCCACAUCAGCCCCCGUCACUGCCCCGACACAGACUCUGAUCCCCGCCUCAGCCCAGACCCCAGUACCCCCUGCAGCCAUGGGAGCUAGCGCAGCUCUAGCCCCGGCCCCGGCCCCAACCUCGGCCCCAGCUUCCACCCCAGCCUCGGCUUCUCAGGAGGAUCACCCUGAUAGGCCGGCAGCCACUCCUCCUGUCCUUUCCUCACCAAGCCUAGUUGAUGACCUGGGCCUCUUAGAAGAAGCAGCAUCAAUACUUGUCACGGGUCAGGCGUAUGAGAACCUAGUGUCAGAGAUCAUGUCUAUGGGCUAUGAGAGGGAGCAGGUGAUAGCAGCACUGAGAGCCAGCUACAACAACCCAGACCGAGCGGUGGAGUACCUGCUCAUGGGUAUCCCAGCUGAGCCUGACCUCCCCCCCCAGGAGAUCAUCCCGCCUACGGCUCCCUCCAACCCCCAAGCCCCCGCCGCAGAGAGACCCCAGCCCCUUCUAGCCACCAGCGCAGGGGGUGGAGUCGUAUCCUCGACCCAGCCUCCCCUGACCGUGGGCGGAGGAGGAGGAGGAGGAGGAGGGGGGACUGGAGCCGCCAACCCCCUGGAGUUCCUGAGGAACCAGCCUCAGUUCCAGCAGAUGAGACAGAUCAUCCAGCAGAACCCGGCCCUGCUCCCUGCUCUGCUGCAGCAGCUGGGCAGAGACAACCCACAGCUACUGCAGCAGAUCACCCAGCACCAGGAGCGCUUCGUCCAGAUGCUGAACGACCCCCGCGCCACCGAGGCGGAAGGGGACGUGGAGGGCGAGGGCGAGGGGGAGGGGGCCGGUGCUGGGGCGGGGGCUCAGGGUGCGCCGCAGACCAACUACAUCCAGGUCACUCCACAGGAGAAGGAGGCCAUCGAGAGGUUAAAAGCCCUGGGCUUCCCCGAAGGACUGGUCAUUCAAGCAUACUUCGCGUGUGAGAAGAACGAAAAUCUAGCCGCUAACUUCCUGCUUCAACAAACAUUUGACGACGAGUGAUGUCUGAUGUGUCCUUCUGGGCCAGCAGAGUAACAGUGGGCCAGUGAGCGUGUGUGUGUGUGUGUGGGUGUGACACCGUGCUACAGAGUGUGUCUUUGUGGCGGACAGAUGACGGCCAGGUGAUCUGUCUCCCAAAAAAUCAUGAAUGGUCUUCCGGGACACCGCCUGAGUGAACGAUGAAGCCAUGAUGUGAUUUGUUCGUUGUGAGUUAAGCGGCCCCCACCCUUCACCCCCCCCACCCUUCACCCCCCCACCCUUCACCCCCCCACCCUUCAC